This is a messenger RNA of Rhododendron vialii, 543 nucleotides long. RefSeq names its product small polypeptide DEVIL 16-like. Gene Ontology annotation, biological process: negative regulation of cell population proliferation. Lineage: Eukaryota; Viridiplantae; Streptophyta; Magnoliopsida; Ericales; Ericaceae. The record is from RefSeq and is a predicted model, not a curated record. The transcript has a single exon. The coding region runs from base 103 to 324 and encodes 73 amino acids.
UGUGACUGAUGUGAAAACCAAUAUAAAAACAGGCGCAACCUCACACCUUCGCUUCUAGGCAGAGCGAGGAAAACAAAAUUAGAUCCUCACUAGUAAUAUUCUAUGGAAGCAGAGGAGAACAAUGCAAGGCUCAUGAGGAGUACUAGUGGUGUUGGCGGCAGCGGCAGCGGCGGUGGCGGUGAUAGUCCGCAGCACGUGAGAGACACGUGCAGAUCGUUCAGGGAGAAAUGCAGCCAUAUGGCGAAGAAGCAGAGGGCUAAAUUCUACAUUCUCCGCCGUUGUAUUGCCAUUCUUGUUUGCUGGCACGAGCGCACUGACCCUUGAACUCUCUCUCUCUCUCUCUCUCUCUCUCUCUGUGUAAAUUAUACUAUACUAGUACUACUAUGUAGCUAUUUGAGUCAUUUGACUAUAAAAGGAGUGUUAUUGAUAUACUUAAUUAGUAGAAAAUGUACGUAGCUUACUCAUAAGACAAUUUGCAUCAUGAGAUGAUAAUAAGACAAUUUGCAUCAUGAGAUGAUAAUGAAUGGAAUUAGCUUUGUCACA